This is a messenger RNA of Leptonychotes weddellii (Weddell seal), 1972 nucleotides long. The record is from RefSeq and is a predicted model, not a curated record. NCBI's taxonomy places the organism in Eukaryota, Metazoa, Chordata, Mammalia, Carnivora, Phocidae.
UAAGUAAAUCUUUAAAAAAUCACUUAUAGAGCUUUAACUAUAUUUAGAGCUUUAACAAUAUAUAGAACUUUAACUAUAUAUAGAGGAUGCAAGUAUCCCACUCCAAACCUACCAACCAGAAUCUUCACAGGUGCACCUGAGCACAUGCAGUUUUAUGAGCUCGGAGGCAGGGGAGCAGUGGAAAUGGAGGGGCUGGGUGGGUGGAGGAGCCCAGGACUGGGCAAUUGAUAAAAGGUGGGGAAGGGAAGUGUCAGGACUGACUCCCAGGUUCUUGGCUUCAACAACUGAUUGCAAGGAGAGGCUGUUUACUGAAAUGGAGAACCUGGAGGAGAAGUACAUCAGGGGAAAGAUUAAGAGCUUGGUUUCAAAUAUGUUGAACUUGAGAGGCUGUUAGAUAUCCAAGUGGAGAUCCCAAACAGUCAGAGGAAUCACAAAUGGAUCCAGAUCCAGACGGACUUAGAGGAUGAUGUGUCUGAAGAUGGCAUUUGAAGAGGUGUGCCAGGGUGAGAUCAGCUGAGGAGACAGUGUGUGUUGAAGAAAGGAGAAGAUAGCCUCAUUUUAACUUAAUCACCUCUUUAAAGACCCUGUCUCCAAAUACAGUCAGAUCUGAGGUACUGGGGGUUAGGACUUCAACAUAAUGAAUUUUGAGGGGACACAAUUCUGCCUGUGGCAGGCAAUGAAGUCCAGUGAGCCCUGGGCACUGAGGGCACUAAGCACUUGGGGUGCACAGCCCAGAGUUCUGGCCUCAAGAUGGACAUGUGGGGGGUGGUGGAGCUUGUAUCUCCCCUUCAGCACCUGGCAGCCGCCCUGACCCCCUUGCCCACUCUUACCUACAGGCUCUCUAGUUGGUCAGAGACUCUCAGACCAUCCCGAUGUGCGGAAAAUUGGGUUCACAGGUUCCACAGAGGUGGGAAAACACAUCAUGAAGAGUUGUGCCCUGAGUAACGUGAAGAAGGUGUCCCUGGAGCUGGGAGGGAAGUCGCCCCUCAUCAUCUUUGCUGACUGUGACCUCAGCAAGGCUGUGCAGAUGGGGAUGAGCUCCGUCUUCUUCAACAAAGGGGAAAACUGCAUUGCCGCGGGACGGCUUUUUGUAGAGGACUCGAUCCACGACCAGUUUGUACAGAAGGUGGUAGAAGAGGUGAGGAAGAUGAAGAUCGGCAACCCUCUAGACCGGGACACCAACCAUGGGCCACAGAACCACCAAGCCCACCUGCAGAAGCUGGUGGAGUACUGCCAGUGCGGCGUGGAGGAAGGGGCCACGCUGGUCUGUGGUGGGAGUCAAGUCGCUCGGCCAGGUUUCUUCUUCGAGCCGACUGUUUUCACGGACGUGGAGGACCACAUGUUCAUAGCCAAGGAGGAGUCCUUUGGGCCCAUCAUGAUCAUCUCUCGGUUUGCUGAUGGGGAGUUCUUCCUGGGUUUUCCCUGCAGCGACGUGGACACUGUGCUGUCUCGGGCCAAUGCCACGGAGUUUGGCCUGGCUUCCGGCAUCUUCACCAGGGACAUCAACAAGGCCCUGUAUGUCAGCGACAAGCUGGAGGCCGGCACUGUGUUUGUCAACACAUACAACAAGACUGAUGUGGCCGCUCCCUUUGGAGGGUUCAAGCAGUCCGGCUUUGGCAAAGACCUCGGAGAGGCAGCCCUGAAUGAGUACCUGCGGGUCAAGACGGUUACUUUCGAGUACUGAUGAAAGGUCUCCUGCGAGAAAGCUCCCCUCUCCACAAUGUGUCCUUGCCCUCCAUAACCAGGCCUGAACCAGCCUGCCUUCUCAGGGAGAGACCAAGGCUGCUUCCCCGGAGUUCCUGCCCUCUCACCUCCUCCUGAGCAAGCAACACUUCCACAGGAAGCACUGGUGGAAGCCCCCUGCCUGCACCUCUGUCCCCACUGGGACAUCCUCACCCCUGUCUGAUCACAGUGGCCUUUGGCGAGGUGAGAAGGUGGCCCCAGGGUGAAUAAAGGUUCUGGCCAUUGGCAA